CCUCCGUGAGUCAGAGUGACGCAGACUGCGAGGUCUACAAGAAACCAACGCAGCCGGAUUCCGCUGCGCUCCGUCCACAGAAGAGGCAGAGAGAAAAAGAAAUAAUAAUAAUAAUAAUAAUAGUGUGAACUAACACUUGUGUGCUGUAAAGAUGACGAAAGAGGACGCAGUAGAAGUGGAGGACGCCCAGCCAGCCUCGGGAUUUCAGAGCCCGGUUGUGGAGAUGAGGAAGAAGCCCGUGGUGCACCGCUCUGCUCCGGCACCGCUCCCCAAGGACUACGCCUUCACCUUUUUCGACCCCAACGACCCUGCCUGCCAGGAAAUUCUGCAUGACCCGCAGACCACCAUCCCAGAGCUCUUUGGUAUCAUCAGACAGUGGGUGCAGCAGGUGCAGCACAAAAUCGACAUCAUUGGAAACGAGAUUUUAAACAGAGGCUGCCACGUGAACGAUCGAGACGGACUCACAGACAUGACUCUGCUGCACUACGCCUGCAAGGCAGGCACUCAUGGCGUUGGUGACCCGGCCGCAGCGUUGAGGCUGACCAAUCGGCUGAUUGCCCUGGGCGCUGACGUCGGUCUGCGAAGCCGCUGGACAAACAUGAACGCGCUGCACUACGCGGCUUACUUUGACGUACCUGAGCUCAUCAGGAUCUUACUGAAAGGGUCAAAGCCAAGAGUGCUGAACUCCACAUGCAGCGAUUUCAACCACGGGACUGCCCUGCACAUCGCUGCCUCCAACCUGUGCCUGGGAGCUGUGAAGUGUCUGCUGGAACACGGUGCCAACCCCACCGUCCUGAACAGCAAGGGUCAGGGCCCUUCUGAUGUGGUUCCGGACCCCAUGGACAUGACCCUGGACAAGGCAGAGGCCGCCAUGGUGGCCAAGGAGCUGAAGCAGCUGCUGCUGGACGCUGUGCCUCUGAGCUGCAACCUGCCCAAGGCCACCCUGCCCAACUACGACAACAUCCCAGGGAACCUCAUGCUGACCUCUCUGGGGCUGAAGCUGGGAGACCGGGUGAUGCUGGACGACCUCAAGCCUCCCCCAAAACCGUGCAGUGAUGUCACUACUUUGGUGCCACACGUAAAGCAGACCGCGACGCUUCGUUUCUGCGGGACCACGGAGUUCGCCAGCGGUCAGUGGGUGGGAGUGGAGCUGGAUGAGCCAGAGGGCAAGAACGAUGGGAGCGUGGGCGGGGUCCGCUACUUUAUCUGCCCCCCCAAACUUGGGAUCUUUGCCCCGCUGUCUAAAAUCAGCAAGGUCGUGACAGACCAGACCCCGUCUUCCGUGACCUCCACCCCCAGGACCCCCCGCAUGGUCUUCUCCCAUGUCACCAGCAAGACCAAGAAGGAGAAGAAAGAGAAAGACAGAAAGAAGGCUCUGCGGACGAAAUCCUUGUCGGUGGGCAGCCUGGAUUGCGAAGGGUUAAAGAUCGAACUGGGGGAUAAAGUUCUGGUCGCCGGGCAGAAGCAAGGAAUCGUCCGUUUCUACGGGAAGACGGAUUUUGCUCCGGGUUACUGGUUUGGUGUGGAACUGGAGGUGCCCACUGGGAAGCACGACGGUUCUGUAUUUGGGGUCCGGUACUUUACCUGCCUGCCGAAGCACGGGGUCUUCGCGCCCCCCUCUCGAGUGCAAAGACUUGGCGGUCCCAAAGACUCUCAAAGUGACGACGCACUAGUUAAGAAAGUCCACCAAGUAACUAUGUCUCAGCCCAAGCGUAACUUUGCCGCAGUGAGAACCCCCAAGGAUAUCGCUUCAGAGAGCUCUCUCUCCAGAUUGCUGUUCUGUUGUUGGUUUCCUUGGAUGGUCCGAGCUGAGAUGCAGUCCUAACCACUCUCCCUCUCUCUCUCUCUUCCUCUCGGUGACCGUCUUUCAUUUCUGCUUUUCGGGAGAACCAACCAAGACUGUUGCCGUGAUAUAUUACUUGCCGUAGAAUCCCUGUGGUCUCAGUCCUAUAGCAAAUC
Messenger RNA from Polyodon spathula (Mississippi paddlefish), 1959 nucleotides. Its product is annotated as CAP-Gly domain-containing linker protein 3-like. Gene Ontology annotation, molecular function: microtubule plus-end binding. The record is from RefSeq and is a predicted model, not a curated record. Gene Ontology annotation, biological process: cytoplasmic microtubule organization. The coding region runs from base 152 to 1825 and encodes 557 amino acids. NCBI's taxonomy places the organism in Eukaryota, Metazoa, Chordata, Actinopteri, Acipenseriformes, Polyodontidae. Gene Ontology annotation, cellular component: nucleus; microtubule plus-end; cytoplasm. The transcript has 15 exons.